UGGUCAUACGCUCUUCUUAAGAAAAUCAGAUGUGUUUUUUCAGCAUUUUAUGCUAUCAAACAAAUUGCGGCAGAAAUAUUCUCAACUUGUUUAGUUUUGUCAACUUCAAUAAUAUUUUUGUUGGAGCUCCAAAUGGCGUCUGCAUGUAGUUGCCGUUGCUCAAUAUUGUUUGAUUCCGACAGAUCUCUUGAGCAAAACAUGUCUAUUUCUUGAGAAAAUAUGUUUGCUCAUGGUGUCUAUCUUCUUCUUUUGAUUUAGUUCCAUGCUGCUGCAUGAAAAGAUGCAAAUAUUUUUAUUGUGUAAUUCGAUGUCUAUUAUCGUAACGCUGCCAUUUGAAUCUCCAAAGGUGUGAGCAAUUUUGUUUUUAUAUAGUUCAUAUGCAUUGUUGAAGUGGGAGCAGAGAUGAGAGAAGAGGCAUUAGGCUCCCUAAUUGGUGUAUCGGUUGGAGUGGUGAUUGGAGUAGCUCUGGCUAUAGUUGCUUUCUUUUGCAUCAGAUAUAUCAGGAAUAGCAAUUGUAGGAGGGCUGCAAGAAUCCAAAUUUCUGGACGCCCAGCUGAUUCUUGCACCACCAUUUCAGACUCAUCUGCUGAGACUGAGUCUACCUCGCCGGGUGGCUUGUCAUUGUGGCCGAGGGGACUUAAGAAGGCCAAUGUGAUUCCUGCAUCUGAAAUACUUAAAUACUCUUACAAGGACCUGGAGAAAGCAACCAGCAAUUUUACUACAUUGAUUGGCCAAGGGGCUUUCGGCCCCGUUUACAGAGCUCAAAUGUCGACUGGUGAGACUGUUGCUGUGAAAGUCCUAGCUAAAGAUUCUAGGCAGGGGGAGAAAGAGUUCCUAACUGAGGUUAGGUUAUUAGGAAGGUUACAUCACAGAAACCUUGUGAAUUUGGUGGGCUAUUGUGUGGAGAAGCAGCACCACAUGCUUGUUUAUGUGUACAUGUGCAGAGGAAGUUUGGCUUCUCAUCUAUAUAGUGAGAAACUGGAAGCACUGGAUUGGGAAUUAAGGGUUGAAAUAGCUCUUGAUGUGGCUAAGGCCUUGGAGUAUCUCCACGACGGUGCUGUUCCUUCAGUAAUACAUUGUGACAUCAAGUCUUCCAAUAUCUUGUUGGAUUCCUCUAUGCGAGCAAGGGUUGCCGACUUUGGACUCUCUAGAGAGGAGACGGUUAGCACGCAUGCACCGGAUAUUCAGGGAACAUUUGGAUACGUCGAUCCUGAUUGCAUAACAACGCGUUCAUUCACCAAGAAGAGCGAUGUUUACAGCUACGGGGUGUUGCUCUUUGAACUCAUUUCAGGGAGAAAUCCUCUGCAGGGGCUCAUGGAAUACGUUGAGCUAGUUGCAAUGAGCAGUGAAGGGAAAGCCGGGUGGGACGAGCUAGGCGAUCCUCGUCUCCAAGGCAAGUUUAAGGUGGAAGAAGUGAACGAAAUGGGCGAUCUUGCGCAAAAAUGCGUGAGCUGCGACGCAAAGAAAAGGCCAUGGAUGAGGGAUGUUGUUGAGCUGCUGUCGAGGAUUCUUAACCGCAGCUGUGGAAACAAGCGUUGCAACCAAGAGCUUAUCACACAGUUUGUUUGCCAGAAUCCAUUUUCUCAACACUCGCCCACUGCUGCUCACUCAAUUCAUGUUUAAAUUACACUUUUUUUUUUUUGUGAUGGAGAUACAAUAAAUAUUUGUUGUUACACUAGUACUUGUAAUGUAUAUUGACAUCUUUGAUUGCUUUA
Salvia miltiorrhiza (redroot sage) is the source of this 1715-nucleotide messenger RNA. Its product is annotated as calcium/calmodulin-regulated receptor-like kinase 1. Lineage: Eukaryota; Viridiplantae; Streptophyta; Magnoliopsida; Lamiales; Lamiaceae. Gene Ontology annotation, molecular function: protein kinase activity; ATP binding. The coding region runs from base 403 to 1623 and encodes 406 amino acids. The record is from RefSeq and is a predicted model, not a curated record. Gene Ontology annotation, biological process: protein phosphorylation. The transcript has 7 exons.